AGUACGAUUGGAUCCAAACCAUUCCUCUUGCCACUUUCGCUUCGACCUCGCCUUUUUUCACCUAACGAUGCCUACCAUCGCCGGAUCGGAGAAAUCGGAGUGCAUCGAGACUCCUCGGAAGAGAAAGCUGAGAUCGGAGGAAGUCAGUCUCUUGUCUGAGGAUACAAUCUCUACGCCGAAGAAACUGAAAUCUCGUCAGCGAAUUGCUGUUUCCAAUCUCAGAACGCCAGAUAAGGAAGUUAAGCAAGACUCUCAUGAAAACUUGGCAGUGGAUAGCUUAUCCGAUUGUUUAGGCUCUGAAUCUAGAGACGAGGAUCAAAUGAGAGCUGUGAAGGAGGCACUGCAUGUAUCGAAAGCACCAUCGACAAUUGUUUGCCGUGAGGAUGAGCAUAGACGGGUGUUCGAAUUUGUUAAAGGUUGCUUAGAUCAGCAGAAGGCUGGGAGUUUGUACAUUUGCGGUUGUCCUGGAACUGGAAAAUCACUCUCCAUAGAGAAAGUCGUAAAACAAGUUGGUGAUUGGUCAAAGCAGGCCUGUUUGCCACCUGUGGACACAUUGUCUGUGAACUGCACGUCGCUGACAAAAACAGCAGAUAUAUUCAGCAAGAUACUUGAAAUAGUAGAGCCCGUGAAGGAAGAUAACUGCUACUCUUCACCUCUACAUCGUCUUCAGAGUUUGUUUUCUCAAAAGCAAGACUCCAGCUCAAGAAUGAUGUUAAUAAUUGCAGAUGAGAUGGAUUUCUUGAUCACAAAAGACAGAGGAGUCCUGCAUGAUCUUUUUAUGCUUACGAUUUUUCCAUUUUCAACGUGUAUACUUAUAGGUGUAGCUAAUGCAAUAGACCUUGCAGAUCGUUUCCUUCCGAAAUUGAAGUCCCUUAAUUGCAAACCUAUGGUUAUAACUUUCCCUGCUUAUUCUAAAGAUCAGAUCCUUAGGAUACUACAGGAAAGGCUAAUGCAGGUUCUUCCAUAUGUUGCAUUUCAAUCAAACGCCUUGGAGCUCUGUGCAAGAAAAGUUGCGGCUGCGUCAGGUGACAUGCGAAAGGCUUUAUCUGUCUGCAGAAGUGCUAUAGAAAUCUUAGAAAUAGACAUAAGAGGAUCACCUGGCCCAGAAUCACAAGGUCCAACUCCAGAUAAUCCAGUGGUGAGGAUGGAUCAUAUGACUGCUGCAUUAUCUAAGACGUUUAUGUCUCCUGUAGUUGACACUAUUCAGACUCUUCCUCAACACCAACAAAUCAUAAUAUGUUCUGCUGCAAAGGCUUUUCGAGGGAGUAAAAAGGAUGCAACCAUUGGAGAGCUUAAUAAAUUAUAUCUAGAAAUCUGUAAGUCUCGGGUGAUCUCUCCAGCUGGAAUUACAGAGUUCACUAACAUGUGUACUGUGCUAAAUGAUCAGGGGAUUCUAAAAUUCGACCAAGCACGUGGAAACAAGCUAAAGAGAGUUAGUCUGAGAGUAGACGAAUCGGACAUUACAUUUGCUCUACAGGGAGUACGAUUUUUUAGGAACUGUCUUCUGUGAGAAGAACUUCUUCCCUACAAUGGAAAACAUCUUGUGCAAAGAAUAGCCGGGCUAAGAUGUGAACAUGGAUAGGAUACUUUUAUUAGAAUAUUUCAAUGUAUUUUCUUACACUUGCUAAUUGUAUAGCCGGGAUAGGAGUAUAUUAGGGCAAUCAUUUGCUUACACUUGGUGUUCA
This is a messenger RNA of Brassica rapa (field mustard), 1685 nucleotides long. RefSeq names its product cell division control protein 6 homolog B. Lineage: Eukaryota; Viridiplantae; Streptophyta; Magnoliopsida; Brassicales; Brassicaceae. Gene Ontology annotation, biological process: mitotic DNA replication checkpoint signaling; cell division; DNA replication initiation. Gene Ontology annotation, molecular function: DNA replication origin binding; ATP hydrolysis activity. Gene Ontology annotation, cellular component: nucleus. The record is from RefSeq and is a predicted model, not a curated record.